AUGAAUGGAGACUUCCGCUACGCUGUGGUUGGAGUCUUGAAAGUUGCCUUGUCCGAGAACGCAGAGGAGAUGUACGACGAAUUGUGCGUUCGCCCGAAAGAAGUGGAUGGCUAUCUCCUCACUGAGCAUUCCUUGACCAGGACCAAGCUCGACAUCACAGCCAAGUGCGCCACAGGCUACAAGGGCAAGCCGGAGAUCAAGGAUUGCGUGGAUGACCACGAGCCAUACAGGCUUUCCGGUUGCAACCCUUUGGUCUGUACUUCGCCGGACGAACUCGAGGGGUAUACCACGAAUGAGAAAAACAUGCAGAUUCUCUACUUCGAUGUGGAUGUAGCUUGCAAGGCUGGUUACGAAGGCGAUCCCAAGGUGACCAAGUGCAGUGGGGACGGCCAGCCGUACAGCGUGACAGGAUGCAGGCAAACGACGACCACUACAAGCACCACAACAACAAGCACAACAACCACCACAGUUACCACGACGUCCACGACGACCACCACCUCGACCACCACCACGACCACUAUUACCAGCACUUCGACGACAACCAUCACCACUACAAGCACUAUCACUUCCACCACUACCACCACAACUACAAGCACCACAACCACAACAAGCACUCAAACUUCCACCACUACCACGACGACUACAAGCACAACCACCACAACUGUGGUGGAGUAUUGUAGAUCACCGAGUGAUGAGCCCGCGUACACGGUGACGGAGACUAGUCUGGAGGUGCUCACCUUCAAUGUCAAAGCCAAGUGCAGUGCUGGCUACAUGGGCACACCUGAAGUGUCAGUCUGCAAAGCAGGUGAUCGUCCUUACGCCUUGAAGGGUUGCAAGAAGAAGAUUUGUCAAACACCGGCUGACGUUGCAGGCUACCAGCUGACAGAGACGGACAUGUCCAUGGUUGCCUUUGACGUCAAAGCCUCCUGCGACAACUUCUACCAUGGCUCCAGCCCAAAGGUCGAGGUGUGUGCCGACGACAAGCAGAAGUAUUUCCUCAGUGGUUGCAACAUAGAUGUUUGUACGUCUCCAAGUGACACCACCGGAUACACUGUGACUGAGACGAAGCUCACUCGGAAAGGCUUUGCAGUUACAGCCAAGUGCGCUGCGGGCUACACUGGCACUGCCACAGUGUCGGUGUGCAGCGAGCACAACCUUGAGUAUUCAAUUAGCUCUGAGACAGUGGGCCUUCCAACCUUCCAGCCCUCCAACCUUCCAACCUUCCACCCUUCCCGAUAUGUCGUGGAUGAGAAGAACUUGCACAUUCUGACCUUCGAUGUGACCGCAAAGCCGCUGGGCAAAGUAUGUGCUCAGCGGCUGCAAGAUGGUUCGCCAUUGCCUGGCUCCAGCUGCCCGGACUUUGAGCGAAUUGCUACAUCCCAGGGGUACGACAUUGAAGAGAAAAGCCUGCGGGCAGGCACCUUCGACGUGAAGGUCACAUGCUCGGCGGGUUACAUUGGGACCGCUGCGGUGGCAGCUUGCACUGCUGAUGGUGAAGCCUACACCCUCAGCGGUUGUGAGCAGGAUCCUAUCUGCUUGGCCCCCGACAAUGUCAAAGGAUACUUGGUGACCGAGGCCAGUCUACAAAAGAGCAAGUGGGACGUCACCGCCCAGUGUGCUUUGGGAUAUCUUGGCCAGGCUGCCGUCGCACCCUGUACGGCUCAUGGCGAGAAGUAUUCAAUCUCCGGCUGUGAGCUGGACCCUAUCUGCUUGGCUCCCACAAGUACCAAAGGCUACAAGUUCAAGGAGUCUGAGUUGGCAAAGAGCAAGUUCGACGUGGACGUUGAAUGCGCAUACGGAUACGUUGGCAAGGCCUCAGUGUCGGCAUGCACAUCCCAUGGCGGGGCCUUCUCGCUCUCCGGCUGUGAAGUUGAUCCAGUGUGUGUAGCUCCGAAAAAGCUUGAGCGAGGCUACAAGGUCAAGGAGAACAGCCUUACCAAAAGCAACUUCGACGUAGAGGUCGAGUGCGCGACAGGAUUCUUGGGAACAGCAUCUGUAACACCCUGCACAGCCGAUGGGGAAGAGUACGAGAUUGCUGGCUGUGAGAUAGACCCCGUGUGUCUUGCUCCCACAGGAGCAGCUAGCAGGGGCUACAAAAUCACAGAAAAAAGCAUCGUCAAGAGCACCUGGGAUGUCACUGCAGAGUGUGCAAGCGGCUACGUUGGAACAGCAGAAGUGACUAUCUGCGCAGCAGACGGGGAGAGAUACUCACUGUCGGGCUGUGAGGUGGAUCCGGUGUGCUUGGCACCGACCUUGAAGGCCGGCUACAAGGUGGUGGAGAAUAGUCUUUUGCACAGCCAGUUCUCCGUGGAGGCCGAGUGUAUCGCGGGCUACCUUGGAACUCCAGUGGUGACCGAGUGUGAAAAAGAUGGAGAGCAAUACUCGAUUUCAGGCUGUGAGCUGGACCCCGUGUGCUUGGCUCCCAAGAGUGCUAAAGCCUACAGGUUCACGGAGGCUGCGCUCACUCUGAGCAAAUUUGAUGUCACUGCUGAGUGCGCACCAGGAUAUGUUGGUACGGCAUCAGUCGCAGCCUGCACGAAAGACGGGGAGGCCUUCACGCUGUCGGGCUGUGAAGCGGACGCCAUUUGCUUAUCCGCUGCAAGUGUGGAGGGCUACAAGUUCGUGGAGAAAAGCUUGACCAAGAGCACAUUCGAUGUCACGGCAGAGUGUCGACCAGGCUAUCUUGGAAAGGCAACCGUCGCACCCUGCAGCAGCAAUGGUGAAAAGUACACCCUCUCUGGAUGUGAGAAGGAUCCCAUAUGUAUUGCCCCAGCUGAUGCCACCGGCUACGACAUCACAGAGACGAAUCUUGCAAAGAGCAAGUUCGACGUGACAGUAAAAUGCAAAGAUGGUUUUUUGGGCACAGCUGCUGUGACUGCAUGCGCAAAAGAUGGAGAACCUUAUGAUGUGGACGGAUGUGAAAAGGAUCCCAUCUGCCUCGCCCCAACUGACAUAGCAGGCUACUCUGUUACAGAGACUGUUCUUGCGAAGAGCAAGUUCGAUGUCUCUGUAGAGUGUGCUGAAGGAUUUGUUGGUACGGCCAGCGUGGAAGCAUGCUCCAAGAAUGGCGAAGCAUACACAUUGGCUGGAUGCGAGAAGGACCCCAUUUGCCUCGGCCCCACUGAUGUUGAAGGCUAUUCUGUCACAGAAGUUAAUCUUGCAGAGAGCAAGUUUGAUGUGAAUGUGGAGUGUGCUACUGGAUUUGCAGGCACAGCCUCUGUGACUGCAUGCGCCAAGCAUGGCGAAGCAUACACAUUGGCUGGAUGCGAAAAAGACCCUAUUUGCCUCGCCCCGACUGAUGUGGAAGGCUACUCUAUCACAGAGACAGUUCUUGCAGUGAGCAAGUUUGAUGUGACUGUCGAAUGCGCCCUUGGAUUUACGGGCACUGCCUCUGUCAGUCCAUGCUCUGAAAAUGGAAAGCCUUUCACGUUGUCUGGUUGUGUGAAAGACAACUUCUGCAUAGCACCAGCAACAUCUGCCGGCUAUGAAGUGACGGAAGUUAACCUCGCUGCCAGCAAAUUUGACGUGACCGCAGAGUGCGCAGCUGGAUACUUUGGAAGUGCCAAGGUUUCUACAUGCACAACAGACAAAGGAGCAUACGCACUGUCCGGCUGCGAGAAGGACACCCUGUGCGUUGCCCCGAUGGAUUCGAAAGGCUACGUCGUUGACGAGUCAGACCUGCGUAGGAGCCAGUUUGAUGUUGUAGCUGGAUGUGCUGACGGUUAUUCCGGGACGGCCCAAGUAACCCCUUGCUCUUCGGAAGGGGAACCCUAUGCACUGAGUGGCUGCUCCAAGCGUUAG
Molecule: messenger RNA, 3801 nt
Organism: Symbiodinium pilosum
Lineage: Eukaryota; Dinophyceae; Suessiales; Symbiodiniaceae
Source: the annotation of a GenBank genome assembly